Molecule: messenger RNA, 1347 nt
Organism: Panicum hallii
Lineage: Eukaryota; Viridiplantae; Streptophyta; Magnoliopsida; Poales; Poaceae
Product: cyclin-dependent kinase A-2
Exons: 7
Coding region: 208-1107 (299 amino acids)
Biological process (GO): signal transduction; regulation of meiotic cell cycle; regulation of gene expression
Cellular component (GO): nucleus; cytoplasm; cyclin-dependent protein kinase holoenzyme complex
Molecular function (GO): ATP binding; cyclin-dependent protein serine/threonine kinase activity; cyclin binding
Source: RefSeq, a predicted model, not a curated record
CCACCCACCCACGCGCACCACUCCCUCCGCCGCCCUCCCCCCUUCGCCGCCGCCGCCCGCCCGAUCCGGCCGCGGAGGACGCGCGGAUCGCCCCGCCAUGGACCAGGUGAGCGUCCUCCCGCCCCCCCUCUCCGAUCGCCCUACCGCCGCCUCCUCCCUCCUCAAUCCGCCCCGGAGCGGCGAUGGUGCGGGGCUGAGCAGUGUAUAAUGCGCCGGAAUGGUGUGGCGUGGGCGCAGUACGAGAAGGUGGAGAAGAUCGGGGAGGGCACGUACGGGGUGGUGUACAAGGGCAAGGACCUCCACACCAACGAGACGAUCGCGCUCAAGAAGAUCCGCCUCGAGCAGGAGGAUGAGGGCGUCCCCUCCACCGCCAUCCGCGAGAUCUCCCUCCUCAAGGAGAUGCACCACCGCAACAUCGUCAGGCUGCAGGACGUCGUGCACAACGACAAGUGCAUAUACCUCGUCUUCGAGUACCUCGACCUCGACCUCAAGAAGCACAUGGACUCCUCCUCGGACUUCAAGAACCACCGCAUAGUCAAGUCCUUCCUCUACCAGAUUCUGCGGGGCAUCGCGUACUGCCACUCGCACCGCGUGCUCCACCGCGACUUGAAGCCACAGAACCUGCUGAUAGAUCGCCGUAACAACCUGUUGAAGCUCGCUGACUUUGGAUUGGCAAGGGCGUUCGGCAUUCCUGUUCGGACUUUUACUCAUGAGGUGGUGACACUUUGGUAUAGAGCACCUGAAAUUCUUCUUGGUGCGAGGCAUUAUUCUACCCCAGUUGAUGUGUGGUCAGUUGGUUGCAUUUUUGCUGAAAUGGUGAACCAGAAGCCUCUUUUUCCUGGGGAUUCUGAGAUUGAUGAGCUGUUUAAGAUUUUCAGAAUUUUGGGCACUCCAAAUGAAGAAACUUGGCCUGGAGUUGCUUCAUUACCGGAUUAUAAGUCAACUUUCCCAAAGUGGCCAUCUGUGGAUCUUGCAACAGUUGUCCCAACACUUGAACCUGCGGGAAUUGAUCUUCUGUCCAAAAUGCUACGUCUAGACCCGAGCAAGAGGAUCAACGCCCGGGCAGCACUUGAGCACGAGUACUUCAAGGACCUCGAAAUAGCGUAGUAGAUCAGUCAUGCCAGCUCCCCCCCCCCCCCCCCCUCCCCCUCUCUGUACAUUAAGAUUGCAUUGCUUGGCCCGGCCGAGUCCCUCCUUUUUGGCUGCUGCGUUAAUCUAAGAUGGUGUCUGCUCCUAUUGACUUGUGGUUGUGUAGAGAAAUGAGAACAGAAUGUUAUCUAUCCCGGUAUGCUUCAUUGCAAGUCUUGAACAAAAUUGAGAGAUCCUUGUGAGAGCCCCAUAUCGCAA